Messenger RNA from Pieris brassicae (large cabbage white), 597 nucleotides. RefSeq names its product 40S ribosomal protein S10 (gene RpS10b). Lineage: Eukaryota; Metazoa; Arthropoda; Insecta; Lepidoptera; Pieridae. Gene Ontology annotation, cellular component: cytosolic small ribosomal subunit. Bases 89 to 568 code for a protein of 159 amino acids. The transcript is spliced from 4 exons. The record is from RefSeq and is a predicted model, not a curated record. Gene Ontology annotation, molecular function: structural constituent of ribosome; RNA binding.
UAAUGUUGUCAAAAAUGAGUGGUAUUGAAAAUAAAACGUCUGUCACACUCUUUUACUUGUCAAAAGUAGCGGAAGUUGGUGGUUCAAGAUGUUGAUGCCAAAACAAAACCGUGUCUCUAUUUACGAGUACCUCUUUAAAGAGGGUGUUAUGGUGGCCAAAAAAGACUACCAUGCCCCCAAACACCCGGAUCUAGAAAAGAUUCCAAACCUCCAAGUUAUCAAAGCUAUGCAAUCCUUGAAAUCAAGAGGUUAUGUUAAGGAACAGUUUGCAUGGAGACAUUUUUACUGGUACUUAACCAAUGAAGGUAUUGAGUACCUUAGGAUUUUCCUUCAUCUGCCACCUGAAAUUGUGCCCGCUACCCUGAAGAGAUCAGUAAGAACUGAGACAGUCAGACGUGGCGCUGUGGGCCGUCCUGAUGCUCCUGCCAAAUCUGCAGAGGACAGAUCAGCAUACCGUCGUGCACCAACCACACCUGGUGCACCUCAUGAUAAGAAAGCUGAUGUUGGACCUGGCACAGCAGAUCUUGAAUUUAGAGGAGGAUAUGGACGCGGUAGGCCUACACCCUAAAUUAAGUUUAAUAAAUAUAUAACAUAACA